This is a messenger RNA of Salvia miltiorrhiza (redroot sage), 1178 nucleotides long. RefSeq names its product heavy metal-associated isoprenylated plant protein 7-like. Gene Ontology annotation, molecular function: metal ion binding. Bases 121 to 945 code for a protein of 274 amino acids. The transcript has 5 exons. The record is from RefSeq and is a predicted model, not a curated record. NCBI's taxonomy places the organism in Eukaryota, Viridiplantae, Streptophyta, Magnoliopsida, Lamiales, Lamiaceae.
UUUUCCUGCCUCGCAUUGAAGACUGACACGUCAGAUUUCACUCUCUCCUCCUAUAUACCUAUUUCCUCUCUCCCAUCUCUCCUCACACCCUGCACACAAUUCAACAACAAAAGAUUAGAUAUGGGCGAAGAGAAGAAAGAGGAUGCGGCGGAGAAGAAGAAAGAAGAGGUAAAAGAAGAGGAGAAGAAAAAAGAAGAUGAAGAAGAAGCUAAAGAGAUUGUGCUCAAAGUCGACAUGCAUUGCGAGGCUUGCGCCCGGAAAGUUGCAAGAGCCCUAAAAGGCUUCCAAGGAGUGGAGGAAGUAAGGGCGGAUUGCAAGGCGAGCAAAGUGGUGGUGAAAGGCAAGGGUGCAGACCCUAUAAAGGUGUGCCAAAGGAUUCAAAAGAAAAGCGGUCGAAAAGUGGAAAUCAUUUCCCCGCUACCAAACAAGGAAGAAUCAGACGAUAAUAAGCAGCAGCAGCAGCAGCAAGAAGAGAACAAGGAUCCUCAGUCUAAACAACAAAACAAACAAGAGCCUCCGGCAGUCAUAACAGUGGUGUUAAAAGUCCGAAUGCAUUGUGAAGCAUGUGCUCAGGUACUGCAGAAGAGAAUUGGAAAAGUUCAAGGUGUAGAAUCAGUGACAACAGACAUUGCAAACGACCGUGUAAUAGUGAGAGGCGUUCUCGAUCCAGAAAAGCUAGUGAACGACGUGUACAAGAGAACAGGCAAACAGGCAUCAAUAGUAAAGGAGCAAGAGAAAAAGGAAGAGGAAAAGAAAGAUGAGGAGAAGAAGGACGAGAAAAAAGAGGACAAGAAAGAAGCAGAAGAGAGCAAGGGAGACGACGAGGAUGACAAGAAAACUGACAUCAAGAAAAUGGAGCAUUGGCCCUCAAAGUACUACUUGGACCAUGCUUAUGCCCCUCAAAUGUUCAGCGAUGAGAAUCCAAAUGCAUGCAUUCUUAUGUAACCAAAUAAUUAUAUUACUUCUCUCUCGAAAUUUCAUAUAUAUUAUAUCUCGACUCCCAAUUUUCAGUUAUAUAUUCUCUGCAACUUGUUCUGUUCUGCCAGAGGAAAUAGAUAGUCAUUGUGUGUAGAUAGUAAUGUUGUGAACUAGUUUCUAUUGCCUUUUUGUUUGUUGGUUGUAAUUUUUUUGGCCUAAAUAAGGGCUUGUAUUAUUAUAAUAUUCUUAGGUUUUGAUGA